Molecule: messenger RNA, 279 nt
Organism: Aspergillus affinis
Lineage: Eukaryota; Fungi; Ascomycota; Eurotiomycetes; Eurotiales; Aspergillaceae
Product: NADH dehydrogenase [ubiquinone] 1 beta subcomplex subunit 7
Exons: 3
Coding region: 1-279 (92 amino acids)
Cellular component (GO): mitochondrion
Source: RefSeq, a predicted model, not a curated record
AUGACCGUCGCCGAAUCGGUUAAGAGUGCCGUCGGGCUCGCAGAUACCACUGCUUCCCGGCAGGAGAUGUCCGACGCCAAACUCCCCAUCCAGUACCGGGACACUUGUGCACACCUUCUGAUCCCCUUGAACCGGUGCCGGCAGCAAGAGUACUACCUUCCCUGGAAGUGCGAGGAUGAGAGACACAGCUACGAAAAGUGCCAGUACGACGAAUUCAAGAAGCGCGUUGCCAAGAUGGACGAGCUGCGAGCUGCUAAGGAUGGCGCCCGGAGCAACUGA